Molecule: messenger RNA, 2958 nt
Organism: Macadamia integrifolia
Lineage: Eukaryota; Viridiplantae; Streptophyta; Magnoliopsida; Proteales; Proteaceae
Product: N-acetylglucosaminyl-phosphatidylinositol biosynthetic protein gpi1
Exons: 10
Coding region: 615-2720 (701 amino acids)
Biological process (GO): GPI anchor biosynthetic process
Cellular component (GO): membrane
Source: RefSeq, a predicted model, not a curated record
UAUGAAAACCAUAAUUUUUCGUACUCAAAAAGAUUGAUUCCCUCAAAAAACGCAAAGCUUCUCCACUCUUCCCUUUACUUUUAAAUCCCUAAAUUACCCCUCCUUCAGCUGCCUUCCCAAGUCCUACGCCUGACCCCAAAGCCCCUUCCGGCCUCUUGCAGAAGUUUUAUCCUUCGCUUCUUCUGGUACGGCUGAAUCACCACCUGCAGAAGUGAGAACAGCCUCCAUUGGUUUAAGGAUGAGGGAGUAAAUCGCCUCGGUGGCCUCUCUAGCGAGCGAGACAUUUUGUACCUCUCUACAACCAUCAAUCACCAUUGGGGAUUCUGCACAAGUUCCUCCCUCCAUUCGAGGUGUCAUCGAUUUCAGCAGAUCACUGCAGUGGUUCUCCUCGCUUGGAGGUUUUCAUCAAGUCACCCAACUGUUCCUCUUUCAUCUCACUAUCCUUUUUCUGAAGAAGAAGAUGAUGUAAUGUUCAGGCAUGGGAUCUGGAUGGAUGAAGAAUAGGAAAUUGGUCCAAAGAUCACAAAGCUCUGCAAAGAGAUUGUUGUUUCCGAAUUCCCCCAAUUCAAGACUCGAAUGUGGAAUAAGACACCGCCAAUGGUCGUGAGGUGAAGAUGAGAAGGCAAUGUAGGAUUUGGUGGCCUAAGCAGCUCUCAUCUUCUAACCCAGAUCCCGCCAUAUUGUUCGGGUGGUUCUUUCAUUCUUCACACUCUUCUCUCGACAUUGUUGUAGCCGUUGCAGCUUCCCCAGAUGAGAUUUCAGUUUCUUUCCCUCAAUCUGGUCUUCAGGGGAUUCUCCAGAAGAUAAAUACAAAAAUGCCUCUAUUUCUACAUGACAAAUCAACAUUUACUAUUUUAGGGCACUCUGCUGCCAGUUGCUUAAAUGUGCCACUGAGAAGUGUUCAAACAGAUGCAGAGGAAAACACAAACCCCACCAAUUACAGAAAAGUGGAUACACAGGUGAAUCAGGAUUUAAGUGGAGAAAAGCUUGAAAACUGGCACUGUCAAUGCCACAAAUUGGAUGGAUUCUUAGAAAAGUGUAGGCAGCAUUCUGUUAGACAUGGUAAUUGGAUCCAGUUAUCUUUUGACUCCCAUGGAUUGUAUUGUAAAAAUAUCUGCUGGAUUCCCAAGUUGCAUCACAUACACUGGAUGGGGGAAAUAGUGUCUACCACUGAUCUUCACAUAAUAAUUUAUGACCCACCCACAUUUGGCUCGCAUAAUUUCUCUCUGACUUCUGGGGGUUCACUGGAGGAAGUGAAAUUGCCCCUCAAGAGACCGGAGUGGGCCAGCAAACUAAAUCAAAAGCAGCCACUCACUGACUUGGAUACAGUUAUCUCGGCAAUUAAUAGUGCAUAUGCUGCACAAAUAUUGUUUGAGAGAUGCAUGGGACGCAAAAUUUCACCCCACUGGCUGGUUUCUAUUGUGUGGAAAAUUGGAGCCAUGUUUGUAGCUUCUUUCUGCACUUUAUUUUAUAUAGUUCUUCAGUUCUUUCAUGGCCUUCUGAGUUACGGGUCAGAUUCAUUGCUUUACAAGAUCUUAGCAAGGGUAUUCAGCCAUACACAGAAGAAUGUCCAUGUCCGCAGCUGUCAGCUUCUGUAUUGGUCAACCUUUGGUCAAUCUGGUGAUUUCAGGUCUCAGGCAAAUGUGGAAUGUGCAGAGAGAGCUUCUAUACAUAAACACUCAAUGUGGUCAAGUGUAGUUGUUGAUAUUCUUUUGGGAAAUCUGGUUGGCUAUAUGUUGUUGGUCCAUGCUGAGGCUAUGUGCAUAUGGAUUUCAAACCUUACACAUGACAUCACGGACAAUUUGUUGCGUUCAGGUUGUGUGUGGCUGAUGGGUGUCCCAGCAGGUUUCAAACUGAAUAUGGAGCUAGCAGGUGUUCUUGGCAUGACUUCACUUAAUACAAUUCAAAUUUGGUCUACCCUAUGGUUCUUUUUGGGUUUCUUCUUGAGCUAUUUCAUCAGAGCACUUGCUAUAUCUGGAAUCAUUUUGGGGGCCACUAUACCCGCUGCACUGGUUAUAGACACAAUUGUGCUUGCAACAUUGCAUAUUUUAACUCUUCAUUGGCUGAUCUCUCUUCUAUAUUUGAAACAGAUUCAGGCUUUAGCAGCUUUGUGGCGCCUUUUCAGGGGUCGAAAAUGGAAUCCACUACGGCACAGAUUAGAUAGUUAUGACUACACUGUGGAGCAACACAUUGUUGGAUCACUUCUAUUUACACCCCUCUUACUUUUACUGCCAACAACAUCUGUGUUCUACAUUUUCUUCUCCAUUAUGAAUACAGUGAUCUGUUCCAUCUGCAUGUUGAUUGAGAUUGCUAUAUCUAUUCUCCAUGCCACGCCUUAUGCCAAAAUUUUCCUUUGGAUGGUAAGACCAAGAAGAUUUCCUUCUGGAGUAUGGUUUAAAAUUAUAUCUGGCGAAGAGCUAGGUUAUCGCGAAAAUGGAUAUCGUAAUGAAAGUAGUUCAACAUCUGGGAAGUCACAGCAAAGAAAAACAGACCAAGAGGACAACAAAAGAUCCAGAGUUGUGAUUUCAGUUCUCCACAGCAACAUCUUAAAUAUAGAGAACUUAUUUCAGGACAAAUCACCUUACCUCACUAUAGAAAUGUAUUCCGUGGGUUAUCGUCUCCUCUGCUGCUUCAGCAGCCUAUGGACUUCUGAUUGGGAAAAGAAUUCCAUUGGGUUUGGGAACUCGUCUUCCUUCAACAAUGUGCUGGAUGUUUGUUGACUAUAGGCAGUAUUGGCGGUUAUGCUAUGACUACGUAAUGACAGAUGAUAACUUUGUUGAAGUCACCUGAUAUAUUAGAACAUAUCACUCUUCCUGCUCGUCCUCCAUUGUUUAUUCUCUUUUUUUGUCAUUCAUGUGUAUUAAUCGUAGAUUUUGGUAGGUAUCCCUAACGAGUUAGGGGUGGAUGAAGUAAACACUGUAUUUCGUUGUUAUAAUUGGAAUGCAUUGCAAUUUUGAA